Daldinia caldariorum is the source of this 2347-nucleotide messenger RNA. Its product is annotated as dynactin p62. The record is from RefSeq and is a predicted model, not a curated record. Lineage: Eukaryota; Fungi; Ascomycota; Sordariomycetes; Xylariales; Hypoxylaceae. Bases 105 to 1775 code for a protein of 556 amino acids. The transcript has 2 exons. Gene Ontology annotation, cellular component: dynactin complex.
CAAACAUACAAAAAGUUCCCAACGCCUUUUUGACGUGCAACUGCUUGGAAGCAGUACCGCUGGGUCCAUCUUGCGGCUGAAAUAUGCCGCCUUCAGACGUCUAGAUGGCAUCGUUUGUUCCUUAUACCUACAUACAAUGUCCCUGUAACGAUUCGGCCAUCCACACCCGUUCCGCAGAUGGUAGCUCCUCUCCCUCCUCUCGUGGUUCGCCUGACGAUGAUGACGAGCGCCCAUUCGACCCGCGCUCGCCACGGUCAAAUUACAGCUUAUAUCCUCUAGAUUAUCUGCUGUAUUGCGACGUCUGCCACCAAAUACGCUGCCCGCGAUGUGUUGCCGAAGAGCUUGUGACCAUAUACUGUCCCAACUGUCUCUUCGAGGUCGGGAGUAGUAGUAUCAAGACUGAGGGGAACAGAUGUACACGUAGUUGUUUCCAGUGCCCAGUAUGUAUAGGACCUCUGGCCGUUCAGUCCCUCGAAACCGCACCCGAACCAUCUCUCUUAACUGCCGAGAGCGCGAGUGCCUCACCUCCAUCUGGUCCGUGGAUUCUAGCCUGCUCAUACUGCAACUGGAAUUCGGCAGAGAUAGGUGUCAAAUUCGACAAGCCGCAGGGUAUAUUCUCCCAACUCUCUAAACUGCGCCACGGCGAGGAUCAUUCUAAACACUCUUCGGCCGGCGAUGUUUCCCCCAAGAAAGGCGACACAGUCCCUGAUACCGCCUCGGCAAGAUUCGCUGCUAUGAAGUCAUUCUACAAUGCUCAGAAUAACACGAAUUCGCCCAAUUCGAGUAGCUUGUCUAACCUCAUGGACUACGGCCUGGGCUCGCCCGGCGCUCUUACGCGAAUCAUGAACUUGUACUCGGGCAACAAUAUAGGCGGCCUUGGCAAAAACAAGGCCAAGUCGAGCGUGAUGCGGGAAGCAGACUCGGCGAGCGAGGGCUUUCAUGUCGCCGACCUCGACGACAGCGCCGCCAUCUCAAAAUUGCGCCGCGAAGGGUGGAACGGAACCGUCACAAAUAGUCAAAAUAAAUUACAGGUUGAGGAAGGUGCCCGGUUCGCCGACGAACUGUGGCCGAUCCCGUACCUCCUACGUACGAAGCGCUCAAAGCGAUGUCCCGUAUGCCGACACAUCAUCAGCAAACCGGAGUCCAAGGUCGGCAAUACCCGAUGGCGUAUCCGGCUCGUCGCCAACAACAGCAUCCCCUCUAUCUCCAUCAAGCCGCUCAACCCCGCGCCCUCCACGCCGGGGACUUCAGAUCUCCUAGUACCCCUCCAACCCGCGCAGUUCCUCCUGACCUUCAAGAACCCCAUGUUCGAGGAGAUCAAAGUCACGCUCGCGACGCCGGCCACCACGCCGGGACGCUUCGCGUCGAGGGUCACGGUGCUGUGCCCCGAGUUCCACAUCGACGCCAACACCGACACGGACAUGUACCUGGACGACGUGCUGAAGGACGGCGACAAGGGCGCGGGGAAGAAGCGGGGCGACGAGAGCACGUCGCAGCAGGCGGAGGCGGGCAAGAUAUGGGAGCGGGGCCGGAACUGGGUCAGCAUCGUGGUGGAGGUGAUACCCGCGUCGAUCCGCGCGGAGCUGGAUCGGGGCGCGCUGAGGGAGGACGAGGAUAUACUGGAGAUACCCAUGCUUAUACGGUUGGAAUGGGAAGGCGACGUGUCGCAGGAUCAGGUGGGCGCCGCGGCCGGCGGCAAGGAAAAGGAUACAAGAGAGAAGAAGGAACUGGCGUACUGGUGCGCCAUCGGCAUUGGUCGGAUCAGUCAGGAAUAGCUAGAGAGAAUCUACGAUACCCCCUCACGAAGGCACAUACACAUAAACGAGCAUGAACAGGAACCACGAGUUGAUAAUGAAAAGCAAAGAAAAAAAAAUAACAAACGACAGAAACAGUUCAUUAAGUGUGAUAUCAAUGUCAUCAGAAAACCAGCUUGUCAAUUAAGUCCACAAGCUAUCUAGACGCCGUGCCAGUAAUGUAGUUAAUUUUUUGGCCCACCGGAUUUUGCCAUGCUAUUCAUUCCAUGAAAAGACGAUGCCAAACUCUCUCUCUCUCUUUCCCAUUUACCAGCCCACAUAACGAUCCGAUCCGUUUCAACCCUUAGUACUCAAGGGCGCCGGUCGGGGGGAACUCGAAGGUGACGGUUCGGCCCGUCAGGCGGCGGUAGACCUCGGCGUAGGUGUCGAGUCUGUAGUCAACGCCACCACGCUCCUUCUCGUCGAGGAUGACCUUGAGGAGCUUGCUCUGGUCUUCCUUGGUGCGCAGACGCUUGCCGACGAUCUCGACGGGGUAGACGAGGUCAGUAAGGAUGGCGUCGUGAACGGCAGUCAGGGUUCGCGAGCGGGGUCGC